Molecule: messenger RNA, 836 nt
Organism: Carica papaya (papaya)
Lineage: Eukaryota; Viridiplantae; Streptophyta; Magnoliopsida; Brassicales; Caricaceae
Product: Carbohydrate-binding X8 domain superfamily protein
Source: RefSeq, a predicted model, not a curated record
AACAAAAGAGUCUCUUUAUAGAGUAAUGGCAUAAAGAUGUUACAUGCAACCCAUUGGCUGUUUUUAGUGACACCCUCCCACGCGUUUACCAUUUUAUCAUGGGGAACGCCCAUGAUAUUCUAAUUCUGAUUUCUGUUUUUAUCUUCUUUUCAACUAUCUAUAUAUAUAUGUAUGUAUGUAUGUAUGUAUGUUUGUAUGUAUGUAUAAAGCUCGCUCCUCCAUUGUAUGUGGCCAUCAGACUUUUUCAGAUAGAUAGCUGAUUUCUCUCUUUCCUCUUUGAAAAACGUCAGCUGCCAUGCUCAGGAUAAUGCUUGCGCUGCUUAUCCUCUCCAGGAUCCCUCAUGAAUCAGAUGGGCAGUUUGAGCAAUGGUGCAUUGCUGAUGAGCAGACGCUAGAUGAUGAGCUGCAAGCUGCUCUGGACUGGGCUUGUGGCAAAGGAGGUGCAGACUGUAGCAAAAUUCAGCUGAACCAGCCUUGUUUCUUUCCCAACACUCUCAGGGACCACGCCUCUUAUGCCUUCAAUAACUACUACCAGAAAUUCAAGCACAGAGGAGGGUCUUGUUCCUUCAGAGGAGCUGCAAUGAUUACAGAGCUUGACCCCAGCCAUGACUCUUGCCACUAUGAGUGUCUUCCCUGAUUCAGAGGCCAACCAUAAUGAUGAGCAUCAGAGGGUUAAUGAUUUUUUCUUUGACAGUACAAAGGUAAAAAAGAUAAAAUCCCAUAUCGAAUUUGAGUUAUGUUUCCAAUUUUGGAGUGUAGUCAGAUUCAAUAUUUUCUUCUUGAAUGCAAGUCUAAAGCCUACAAGAACUGAGGCUGAGAUCAUUUUUCUCUCUGUU